This is a messenger RNA of Penicillium brevicompactum, 858 nucleotides long. RefSeq names its product putative MFS monocarboxylate transporter. Bases 1 to 858 code for a protein of 285 amino acids. Gene Ontology annotation, cellular component: fungal-type vacuole membrane. Gene Ontology annotation, molecular function: transmembrane transporter activity. Lineage: Eukaryota; Fungi; Ascomycota; Eurotiomycetes; Eurotiales; Aspergillaceae. The record is from RefSeq and is a predicted model, not a curated record. The transcript is spliced from 2 exons. Gene Ontology annotation, biological process: transmembrane transport.
AUGUGGUCUGCUAAGAGCAUCACAGGCGUUGUACUGCCAUUUAUUGCCAGCGCUUGCCUGAACAAGUAUGGGUCCAGCACCACACUGCGAGCUUGGACCGUCACUACAUUCUUGACCACUCUUCUAACGUUGCCUUUCAUGAAACCCCGAAUUCCGAUCUCGUCAUCUGCAGCAGCUCGUCCUUUGGAUUUGGGCUUCUUGAAACAACGUACAUUUUGGAUGCUGCAGGCAGGUAACAUCAUUCAGAGCUUUGGUUACUUCUUGCCGACAACAUACCUUCCAUCAUAUUCGACAGACACAAUCGGACUGUCACAGACUACCGGUACUAUGCUGGUCUCUCUCUUCAACGCAACAUCUGUCGUCGGUGGGAUAGCUCUUGGAGCACUCUGCGACCGCUUCUCAGUUACCAACAUCAUGCUGUUGUCUUCUGUUGGUUCAGCACUAUCAGUCUUCCUUUUCUGGGGUAUGGCAUCUUCUUCAGGCUCAAACUCGUCGCAAACAGCCAUUGGCCUUCUUGCUGUGUUCUCCAUAACAUAUGGAUUCUUUGCUGGGGGGUUCAGCUCCACCUGGUCGGGGGUGAUCACUCAGAUUAAGAGUGAAUCUUCGCCAUCCUUGGAUACUGGGCUUGUCUUUGGUCUUCUUGCCGGUGGGCGCGGAAUCGGAAAUGUGAUCAGUGGACCGCUGAGCACGGUUUUACUUCAUUCUGGGUCUUUGGGUGGCUCGAGUGAUUCCGGCAGCAAUACCGGCUAUGAAUCACAAUACGGCACACUCAUAUUGUUCACUGGUAUCACCGCAUUUCUGGGGGCAUGGAGCUGGAUGUGGCGUUAUAUCAACCCAGCGCUGCGAUGUUUUAGUUGA